Messenger RNA from Lonchura striata (white-rumped munia), 1203 nucleotides. Lineage: Eukaryota; Metazoa; Chordata; Aves; Passeriformes; Estrildidae. The record is from RefSeq and is a predicted model, not a curated record.
AUGGCGGCGCUGGGUGAUAUUUUACGGCACAUUCCGCGCAUGCGCAGCCGCCGUUCCACGCGUGGAAAUGGGGGUGUUUCCGCUCGGCUCUGCCCCCCCCUCCCACCGAGGGGCGUGCGCACGCGCGUCCCUCCCCCUUCCCUUCCCCCCGUCCCCGCCGCCUCCUCCCCUUCCCGACUAUUUAAAGUCGCGACAUCGCGGGCGGCGGCUCAGUGGAAGGAGAAGAGGAAGAAGGCGGAACAGGAGGGGGGGUUGCAGUUCUGGCACAAAUCGUGUUUCCACUGCGAGACCUGCAAGAUGACGCUGAACAUGAAGAACUACAAGGGCUACGAGAAGAAACCCUACUGCAACGCGAUCUCCAAUGUGGGGAUCCUCCUGUGUGUGGGACCUUCAUUUGGGGGAUCUCCUCCUAUCAAGUACCACGAGGAGUUCGAGCGCAGCCGGAUGGGCCCCGGCCCCAGCGAGGGCUCGGAGCCGGAGCGCCGGAACGCCGGCGAGAGCGGCGGCUACCGGAGAGCAGAGCAGCCCCAGCCCCAGCAGCACGGCCAGCCCGGAGGCAGCGUUUUCCAGCAGCCGUCUCCGUCCCAGUCCUUUGGCUACAAGGAUCCGGCGGCUCCGGGCUCGGCCCCGCGCGGCGCCCCGGCCGGGGGUGGGAAGCGUUUCCGAGCCGUCUACGACUACACGGCGGCGGACGAGGACGAGGUCUCCUUCCAGGACGGCGACACCAUCGUCAACACGCAGCAGAUCGACGACGGCUGGAUGUACGGCACGGUGGAGCGCACCGGCGACACCGGCAUGCUCCCCGCCAACUACGUGGAGGCCAUCUGAGCCCGUGUCCCCUCCCCGGGCCGCUGUCCCCUCCCCGGGCCGCCCUCGGAGCCGCCACGUGUCCCCACCGCGUGUCCCCACCGCGUGUCCCCACCCCGUGUCCCCACCCCGUGUCACCUCCCGGCCGGGUUCUCUCCGUGGUGGCCCCGUGGGGGUGAAAGCCUUGGGGUGUUCCUGCCGCUGUCCCCACUGUCCCUUCUGUCCCCACUGUCCCUUCUGUCCCCACUGUCCCUCCUGUCCCCCCUGUCCCACCCUCCGGAGCCUCCCAGGAAAGGGACGGAGAGGCCACACCAGGACCAAAUUCCCGCUGUGGGGUGGGGGGUGAAAGCCCCAGGGUGUUCCUACCACUGUCCCCAUUGUCCCCCUUGUCCCCCC